AUGAUUGAUAGUGAUUCAAAAUCAGGUAAGAUAACGUCAUCCAAUAUUGAAUCCAAAUCUAAUAUAUCAACUACAAACACUAAUGAUACUAAAAUAGCCAAUAUAACUACAAAUGACAAAUCUGAAAAAAUGUUAAAAAGUACCAGAAAAAUUAGUAAGUCUGUCAAAAGAAGAUCAACUGCUGAUAUCCCGACACAAAAGACAUUUAACAAAAAGAAACAAAAGAAAGCUAAAACUGGUCUACAGACAAAUGAACAAAAGUCUAACACAACAAGGAAUUCAACUCCAAUUUCAACCUUGACAGGAACACCCUUCACAUCUACUGGUGUAUCUUAUUUAAAUGAAAAUAUUCAAAGUGGUGCAUUAAAUAUUGCCCAAGAAUUGGCUAUGAAUAGAAAUAACACUUUGAACUCUUUGUCUCCUGAAAUAACGUAUAUUAUUUCCUCUCAGAAUCAAAUAGCAGAUAAUCCUUUCCAAAAUAUUCAUAAUGAUAACAGUUUUUCAUCAAUUCCAAAUUCAGCCCCCACAACCAAUACUAACAAUAGUAACAAUAACAAUAAUAAUAACACACUUACUCAAGCAGAUAAUAAACCAAUGAAAAUCACAUCUUUGAUAUCAAAAACAGUAUAUCCAAGACAGAGAAGACUUCUAAAUCCUGGAAAUGGAAAACUUGAAAUGUUGAAUAGUCACAUUAAUAUUGAAAAUGAUAACAAUAAUAAGAACGCUAUAGUAAUAACACCUAAUAAUAAUACUUCCAACUCUACUGUAUCUAAUCUAUAUCUUAAAUCUAUGCAAUUAUUGAAUCAUAAAAAUAACUCUAAAAACAACAAUAAUAAUUAUAUUACUGGCAGUGAUAACCAUACACAAUCAAAUAUCUUACCUGUUUCCAGCACAGAAAAUUUAACAUCAAAUAACGAAGAAUAUUUUUUUUCAUCAUCAAUAGGAUCCACUUCUACCCCGUCGUCCAAUAUUGUAAAUAAUAUGCCGUUACCUGUUCUUGCUAGCUCAAAUACAAAGACUCAAAGUAAAAAAAAACAGAUUGUCAAAAAGUCUAUUGAAACAAAAAAUGAUCAAAGUUCUAUUCUUGAUGGCACAUCCUCGUCAGUAAAUACCAUCACUAGUGUUAAUAAUAGUUCUUCUGAAGUAACAAAAUCUACAUCAUCACAAGUUUUAACAUCAACAACAAAUAGGAAAGUAUCAACAAAAAAGACGGCUACUUUAAGGAAAAAGAAAACUAAUUCAGAUAAUAAGACUACUAGUUCUCCUAAUGUUAAUACAACUAAUACUACCACUGUUCCUGUUACAUCAGUUGCUGCAAGCAUACAUUUAAACGAUAUUAUCGAAUCUAAAGUAAAAAAUUUGCCCACUUUGAAACCUAAACCAACAAAUACCAGUAAUAAUAAUAUAAUGACUAGCCCAAACACCAGAAUCACUAUUAGUAAAACACAUAUGCCUUCAAUUACACCACCCCUUUCAACAACCAGCGAUAAUCCAAAUAAUAAUGAUUCUGAAGUUUCCACCCCUAAGAGUAAUUCACCAUCACAGUCCAAUUUAAAAAAGUCUGCCAGUUCCACAACACCUUCUUCAAAGACUAAAACUAAGAAUACCGCAAAAUCCACAAGCACAUCAUCAUCCACUUCCCCUACUGCAUUAACAAUCUCUAAUAUGACAAAUAAACAAUCUUCAAAGCCUAUCACCGCAAACUACACAGGGUCAGCUACAACUUUUUCAAAGAUUAAUGAUAAUAGUAACCCAACAUCAUCUCCAACUGCAACAACAAUAGUAGCUAGAACAGCUACAAAUUCAGCAAAUACUCCAUCAGUAAAAUUAACUGAAAAAAAAAAAUCUGUUGUAAAAGUGCUACUAUCAGCUCCAAUUAUAGAAAAUCCAUCAUUAGUAAAGUCAGCUUCAAUACUUUCAGAACCUAAAAGUCAACUAGAUCAUAAAUCUUCUAAAAACACUUCUACAAAAGAAGAAAAAGCCGUCAUUUUAAAUAUUCCAUUAUAUGAUACAUCUGUAAAUGACUAUCUAGAUGAAAAUGGAACAGUGGUAGUUAAUGUAAUUGAUCUAAUAAAUAAGAAAAUGAUUCAUAAUAACUCAAAGGAUAAAGCAAAUCUAGAACAGGAAAAAAUAAACAAAAGAGGUAUUUUCAUAAACAAAACUGAUAAAGUUAACUUAACUGGCAUUAAUACAGAUGGUGACGAUAUUAACAAGGAUACAAAGAAAAAAGCACACCCAAUGAAGGGUAAAAGUCAAAUUGGUAAGUAUGAUAUGGAAGAUCCCUUUAUUGAUGAUUCAGAGUUAUUAUGGGAAGAACAAAGAGCAACUACUAAAGAUGGUUUCUUUGUUUUUUUUGGACCUUUAAUUGAAAAGGAUGAUGUUCCAAAGAUUGAAAGAACACAAAGUUCUUUAAAGAGGUCGAGGCGUUAA
Arxiozyma heterogenica is the source of this 2430-nucleotide messenger RNA. RefSeq names its product Hpc2p (gene HPC2). The coding region runs from base 1 to 2430 and encodes 809 amino acids. The record is from RefSeq and is a predicted model, not a curated record. The transcript has a single exon. Lineage: Eukaryota; Fungi; Ascomycota; Saccharomycetes; Saccharomycetales; Saccharomycetaceae.